Molecule: messenger RNA, 1454 nt
Organism: Boleophthalmus pectinirostris (great blue-spotted mudskipper)
Lineage: Eukaryota; Metazoa; Chordata; Actinopteri; Gobiiformes; Gobiidae
Gene: dio1
Product: iodothyronine deiodinase 1
Exons: 4
Molecular function (GO): thyroxine 5'-deiodinase activity
Source: RefSeq, a predicted model, not a curated record
ACUUUUGUGUGGAGAGUGGGCGGUAGCAGACAUGUUUUUCUUCAGCCAGAUGACUGUUCAGUGACAGAAGCUGAGAGGACGGCGAUACUGCCACCAAGAAGCCAUCAUGUUUCUCCAAAAACUGUGGGUGUAUUUAUCGACGAUACUCAUGUUUGGCUACAUGGUCAGCCUCAGUUUGACGUUAAGGAUUAUUUAUUUCAUCUCACCUAACAUCCUCAAGAAAUUCACGCUGUCAAUGGGAAAAAAGUUUACACUGACACAAAACCCCAAUUUCACAUAUGAAGACUGGGGCCUGACUUUCAUGUCGCUUUCCUUCAUCAAAACAGCGUCGCAUCAAAUAUGGCUAUCAAUGGGUCAAGAGGCGUUUGAGGGGAGAGCAGCGCCAGACUCACCUGUGGUCACCAUGGAGGGACAGGAGUCUAGCAUCUUCAAAUUCAUGAAAGACAAUAGACCGCUGGUCCUGAGCUUUGGCAGCUGCACCUGACCACCGUUCAUGUACAAACUUGAUGAGUUUAAGGAAAUCGUGCAGGACUUCAGCGAUAUGGCAGACUUCCUAGUGGUCUACAUCGCAGAAGCACACUCAUCAGAUGGUUGGGCCUUUACCAACAACUAUGACAUAAAACAGCAUCAGAGCCUCGAAGACCGGCUGUCCGCUGCUCGGAUCCUGGUUCAGAAGGACCUCCCGUGUCCAGUGGUGGUGGAUGUAAUGUCCAAUUGCACUUCUAUAAAGUAUGGAGCACUGCCCGAAAGACUGUAUGUGCUGCAGGCUGGGCAAGUCGUGUAUAAGGGAAAAAUGGGUCCAUGGGGCUACGAUCCAUUGGAAGUACGUGCCUUUCUGGAAAAAAUGAAAUAAGAGUGCUCGUAUCAAGCCAGAUCCAUCUGUCAUGCUUUUUGUGUUACAUAAUCCUUUUUACUUCUUAUGCAGUACUAUAUUCAACAUUUCCCAUAUAUUAUCCAAACAUAUACAGCAUAUGUUGUACUUUCACUGUAGUUGCUGCUAAUUUUGUAAGCCUUUGCACUAUUACUUUUGAAGGACACCUCAGACCACUGACUGUGGAGUUAGGAGUUUGAGUGACAGCUGCAGAGUAAAGCUCUGGCCUCUGCAGCUCGAUGAUAUUAACCCUGAGCCCAGUCCAUGAUGUCAGAGGUGUCCUUCAAUGACCCAAACGCCUGUUUGCUCCCAAGUGCUUGUGUUUUUGUAUAAGUCCAGUAUGUAGUGGAACAACUUGAGCUUCUCUUUCAGUGCCCCAAUCUAAUACUGUUGAAAGCUGCUUUACCAUGAAAGUUACAUCUUAAACGUCUGGGGGAUGUAACUGGAUCUACUGUAUGUACAUAAAGCAUGUUUUUCUAUACAUUAAAUUGGGACAUUUAAGAUUCAACAUGUAUUUGAAUUACCAACAUUUGUAUAAUUGAAUAUCUUUGUAUAAAAUUAAAAUAUCUUUUCUUAAGAACAA